UGAGUGAAUGUAUAGUGAUGACAAUAACGAGCAGUAUGUAGUUAUCCCGUAUCAGUUUGCACAGCCCAGCAGUGUGCAUAAUGCUGUCGUUCGUGCUGUCCCGGAGUUUCUGCCAGGUUGUUACGGAGGCGAACCGGAGGUGUUACCCGGCCUUUGGCUCGAUAUUUCGGACUUUUUCAACAUGGAGUCCGAAAUGCGACGAAGCAUCACAAGAUGGUUCAGUGGUGACCUACUCAGAGCUGAAGACCAUGCUGGCAAGCCAUAACAUUCAGCUCUUUGAUGUGAGAAAUCCUGAUGAGUACCAGGCUGGACACAUUCCCCAGGCCGUCAAUGUCCCACUGGACAACUUGGAGGGGUCUCUGCAGCUGUCCCCUGAGCUCUUUGAGCAAAGGUUUGAAGUGAAGGCUCCCACGAAAGCUGACGACAACAUUGUGUUUCACUGCAAAAGUGGCAGCAGGAGCAUCAGAGCACUAGGCAUCGCUCAUCAGCUGGGAUUUAGCAAGGCGAGACAUUUUAAAGGAGGCUACUCCGAGUGGGUCGAGCAAGAAGGAAAAUUAAUCAAGUGAAGUCUGCACUGAAGUUCUUCAUAGCCACCCGGCUGCUACAUAUCUGAACAAUUUAUAUGAUAGAUUUUCAUCAUAUUCUAUUAACAAGUACUGUUUCUUUUAAGUAACAAUUUAAAUGCACUGUCUGUGAUAUAUCUCUUAUUUUGUUCAAGAGUACUGUCAAAGGAAGUUUUUAACACAGUUUUGCUGUAACUUUAUGUGAAAAUAUUACAAGUGUCCUUUUUAUCCUGCUUUAAGAUAUGACAUGGAUUACCAGCUGAUGAAUGUGAAGGUUCUUUAAAUAAACCCUAUAAAAAA
Molecule: messenger RNA, 863 nt
Organism: Oreochromis aureus
Lineage: Eukaryota; Metazoa; Chordata; Actinopteri; Cichliformes; Cichlidae
Product: thiosulfate:glutathione sulfurtransferase-like
Exons: 4
Coding region: 81-566 (161 amino acids)
Cellular component (GO): mitochondrion
Molecular function (GO): thiosulfate-cyanide sulfurtransferase activity
Source: RefSeq, a predicted model, not a curated record